UUGAGAAUAUAUACUUAUCGAGAGCGGUUGUACCAACAGACUGAGCAUAUAACAAAAAUCGAAAGCUCUAUUUAUAUAAUAUAUAUGCACCUACUACAACAACAACAACUAGYAAAGCUGAUAACAUUCGAAUCAACUGGAAGCUUAACUAAUUAAAUUUAGUUAACAGCGAGCAACGAGCAUCACUUUCAAUUCGAUCCCAGAGAUCACUUAUCAAAUUAUAUAUAUAUAUAUAGAACCGAGAGAACCUUGAACUGGAAAUGUUUGUCAGUGUUGUUGUUCCGUGUUUCCUCUUGGUGUUAUAUUGCGUGGCACCUGUGCUCUCCGUAUCCAGCACAUGGGGCAAUAUUUCCAAUUCGGCGCAAUUGUUGCAUGCCGAAAACGUCGUCUACACCUCGUCGCCAGGAAAAUAUGUCGAGCACGAAAUCAAAUAUCCGACAAAUGGAAUUGGUAAUGGGCGCAUCAUAACGGGAAUACGAGCGUUCGACCAGGUGACAAACAACACGGGAGGCCAUGCUACGAUUUAUUCUGGAGGCCCUGGUUUUAACUUUGUGAACAUCAAACUACAAUCGCAGUAUAAUUAUGGCUUAAUAUUUCGUGUUGAAAUUUAUGGCAAAUAAAUAACAAAUCAACAACAUUUAUAUAAUAAAA
This is a messenger RNA of Drosophila arizonae, 651 nucleotides long. RefSeq names its product putative salivary secreted peptide. The record is from RefSeq and is a predicted model, not a curated record. NCBI's taxonomy places the organism in Eukaryota, Metazoa, Arthropoda, Insecta, Diptera, Drosophilidae.